CUUUCAUAUUAAUUAAAAAUGUUGGAACCGAAAAUAAACAAUAUACUUUAUUGAUUAAAAACAAUUCAAUAUACAAAUUAACGUCAUGGACAUAAUACUUAAUUGUAAUUUGUACUUGUUUUCUGUAUUUUCCAUUAUAUGAUAGCGCGUGUUAAUGGUACAGCCGUUGCUAUGCAACUAGUUAGUACAACAAAAAAUGUAUCAAAUUGAAGAGUAACAUAUGUUAAAAUUGACAACACGUUCUAAUUGUAAUUAACAAUGGCAGAUGAUGUGAAGCCAGAAGUAAUUAAGAAGACACAAGAUCUUCUUGGAAAAUAUUUCAAAAAGCCUCCACUGACUGAAAAACUUUUAAAGAAACCACCGUUCAGAUUUCUUCACGACAUUGUAUCAGCGGUGAUCAGGGAAACUGGUUUCUUAGAUGGGUUAUUCACUGAAGAAGAACUGAACUCUGAGAAUAUAAAUAAUAAAGAAGCAAAACUUGCAUAUUUAACAAAAUUAAUUGACGUUGUCAAACUAGCUACUGGUACUAAUUUAACUGUAAGAGCCAGUAAAAUAAUUUCUGGCCAGGAACCAACUAAGACAAAUGAAUUACUACAAACAAUUGGAAAAGCUUUAGAUAAGAAGAUAAAUAGUACUGAAGCUAUAGAACAUUAUAAAAAAAAUUUAGAGAAAGGUAAAUCAACAUCAAAAAGUAAAUCAUCAACUAAGAGAGAGGAGAAAAAGACAUCAAAAGAAGUCCAUCAAAAAAGAGUUACAACUGGUAGAGAUAAGACUUCUGAUCAAAGAAAAAAGAAUGAACAUAAAGCAGAAACACAUAAUAUGGAAACACAUAAAGAUGAAAAUCGAGAAUCUCAAAAAGAUAUUGAAAUUACACAAACUUCAUCAACACAGGACAAAGUUCCUUCGUCUGCACAUAGAAGGAGAUCUUCAUCUGCUAAACCUAAACCCAGUACAUCUUCCAUACUUUCAUCUGAAACUACUCUCAUACAAGAAGAUGUAAAUGUGGAUAAAAAGCCAAAUGAAAACAAAAAGCAAAAAGAGGUUGACAACAAAUCUAAACAAACAACAUAUAAUGAAAGCAGUGAAUCUCAGAAUCAUGUACAGAAUGUAUCAGACACCAUGUACUUAGAAACUAAAUCUAUAAAUAACAAAAACAAUAAAGUUAAUGAAAGUAUGGAGAACACAACGGUGGAACAUAAAGACACUGAAAUGAAAAAUGAAAUUUCUAAUCAAAAUGAAGAAAAGUUUGAUAAUUUAGUAUUAGAGACUCAACAAUCUCAAUUGGAACACAUUGACACAAGUGCUUCACAAUCAAAUACUAGACCAAAAACUUCUCUACGCCCACCAUCUGCAAGACCAAUUAGUGCUAGACCUGCUGCGCCUAGACUACGGGGAAAGCCCGAAUUAUCUGUUAAUGAAGAAAUACUAACGCCUAUGGGAAAUAUAACUGUUAUUGUAGAAAAUUCUGAAAGUAAAGAAGAUGAUGAUGCUGAAGAUAUGGUAGUUAUGGAAACCAGAGGUGGUGGCGGUGAUUCUCUAGAGAAUAGUGGUACAUUCAAAGUUGACGAUCAAUUGACGCAAGAACAUGGACAUCUUGUUGCCCAAAUAUUAGAAACGCAAAAGGAACUUGUUAAUAAUGAAAAUAUAGAUGUAAUGCCUAAGAAAACAAACAUUGCAUGGGAUACCAGUUCAAAGCGUGACACAGUUAUUAAAGAGGUUGAUAAACUUCGUAACACAAUCCAAACUCUAACCCGUGCAACAAAUCCACUAGGAAAGUUGUUAGAUUAUUUUCAGGAAGAUGUUGAAAUAAUGCAAAAAGAAUUAUUAGAAUGGAGAACUCAAUAUCAACAAGUGAGCGAAAAAUUAAAGUCAGAAAAAAUAAAAACACAAGAGUUAAUAGAACCUAUGAAAGAAACAUUACAUGAAAUUGAUCAAAACAUGAAAAUACAAUUGGACAAAAUAUGUCAAAUAAAAUCACAAAUAAUGAAAAAUGAUCAACGAAUACAAACGUUAUUAAACGGCCGUGUGUGAGCUUUACUCUACGAUGUGUUUAUGACAGAAAUCUUCACUUUUUUCUUGUUUUAUUUGUAUAUACACUGUAUAUAUGUAAGAUAACCAAAUGUAUAAUAUAUACUGUAAUAUGCCUCAUUAAACAAUACAACGUAAAAUUAUUUUUUAUGAACUAAAUUGGUGCAUGUUAAGCUUCUUUUAGAUUUCGUAUUUAGUUUGUAAAAGCGCAAUUUCAUUUAGUGGUAU
Nomia melanderi (Alkali bee) is the source of this 2256-nucleotide messenger RNA. It is a transcript of the gene IFT54, whose product is annotated as intraflagellar transport 54. Lineage: Eukaryota; Metazoa; Arthropoda; Insecta; Hymenoptera; Halictidae. Gene Ontology annotation, biological process: cilium assembly; regulation of microtubule cytoskeleton organization; intraciliary transport. The record is from RefSeq and is a predicted model, not a curated record. Gene Ontology annotation, molecular function: microtubule binding. Gene Ontology annotation, cellular component: intraciliary transport particle B; axoneme; ciliary basal body.